AUGAGGUCUAGUAGAAAUGGAGUAGAUUCUGAAAAGAGCACUAUUGAUAAAUCAACCAAAUAUAUAAAGCUAAAGAAAUCUCAAAGUAACUUCUUCAAGGAGCUUGUGAAGCCAAGUGAUAUUUGCAUGCCUGAGCUAGAUAUAGAAAAGGAGUUCACUAAUGACCAAGAAUAUGAAACCUACUAUAAUACUUUUAAUGUGACUAGUUUGCUGCAACAAUAAACUUAGACUUUUAGUGAAGUGGAUAUAGUGAACCAGAGAGUGAUGAAAUCUGAAAACAGCGAGGAGCAGCACCCUGAUAUUAUCAGAUAUGUCAAUGCUAUAGAAGAAAACAUCGAUUACAUGAUUAAGAAAUACCCAGAUUAAGUUCUAAAGUCUAAGGAGUCAAUCAAUAAUUUUAUUAUAAGCUCCUAAACGAAGCAACUAUUGGGGAUUUUGAAAUAAAAUAGCGAAAAAUCCUUAUUUAAAAAUAUGGUCCUCUCAUCAAGAAACAUGAAUGAUUCUGUUUCAUCCAAUAUGUUCUAAUUUCAAAAUAAUAAGUCUGGCAGUAUAAGCUCAAACUAAUUUAAUAAGAUUUCUUUAUUUUCUUCAACAAAAGAUGACCCCUAUGCUUUUCCUAGGAUUCCUUAAACUACUGCAUGUAUGUUAGUAAUGGGAAGUAAAAAACCAAGCAACGACUAUGGCCUCUCUAGCAGAAGUUCUAGUCCAUUAAAAACAUAAAGACACUAAAGAGGUCCAUCAUCUAACUAAUUAGUGUCCCUACAAGACUUGCUAAAUAAUGGAAAUAAGAAAUUUUAACGUUAAGGUACUCUUUCAGGUGCUUAAUUAGAAGCAGAAAAUGACUAGCAGAUUAAAUCAAGAAUUCAUAGUUAAAACAGAAUUGAAGAUUCAGCUAAAUAUUUAAAAUAACAUAUGAAAGAGAUCUUUGCUUAUGACAAAGAAGAUCUUAUACGGCCUGUAAAUAGAUAUAAACUCAAUAUUUACAGAGAAAGCGCUAUUAACUAUGAAAUAUCUAUGGAGAUUAAGUAUUUAAGGGUCCAAGAACUGAGAAUACAGAAUAAAUUCAGGCUUUUAAAAAUGAGGAAGAGGAAUCAUCAGAUCUAGGAAGAGAUUAAGACUAGAGAAGACGAACUCAAAGAGAUUAGGGAAAAUUUGCUCCACUUAAACCACUUGAAGCUCAAGAAACUAGGAAGUUCUUCCCAAUCUCAAAGAAGUCCCAUAGGAAAAACUUUUGAGGAACCCCAUACUCCUUUUGACAAAUAAUUCAGAAAACAGCAGUUGACCAAUGAGAAGGAAAGAUUGAAAUUCGAAAUAUAGGAGAGAAAUAAAGAGUAUCACAGCAACUAAGAAAAAAUUGAGGAAUAUGAACUAAAGCAUAAACAACUAAAAUAAAUACUGCUUAAUACUAGAUCUUCUCAAGUAGAGCAUUAUGAAAAACUAUUGGUAACGGGUCUUGACUUUCGCUUAGACGGUCUUACCUGGAUCAUUAGAUCAAUAUGGCAUCUUGGUCAAGACAUUGAUCUUAAUAAGCUCCCAACAUUCCUUGACAUUCCAUCGUAAUCUUAUCUAUUAGAGAUAGCUAAAUUAGAGUUAAAAGUCUGGAAUCUAGGUAAGGAGCAUAAACAAUUGAUUUAACAAGAGAUAAUGCAUAAAACUAAGCGAAAGCCUACUCUUAUUGGGCAUAAUGAUAAUAUGCUAGACAGAGUUUUAAGUUUUGAAAGACCGAAAAUUAUUGAGUCAACAAGCAAAAAGGAGAUGAUUAAUUUGAAAUCACGAUUUAAGGAUAAGAAUGAGAUCUUAGAACAAAUAUAAGAAAAAAUCAAGGCUAGUAAAUAAACUAGGAAAUAGAUAAUUAAAGCCAGUGGUGAUCCUAUUCUGAAUAAAUAGAUAAAAAAAGUUAAUAAAUUCUUCUUCUCUCUAAUUGAUGGAGAGGGCAAAGGAAGAUGGGUUUAGUCAGAUGAUUUUAGCGAACCAAGUAGUUCAACUAAUCUCCAAACCUUCUCACCUGCGUAGGAAGGUAAGAAACCAAACAUGAUUAUUUAGACUUUACUAAACUAUACCAAGCGAAAUAUUUAAAGAAGCAAGGCUAAAACUGAUAUUGAAACAAAGAUUAGAGCAUUAAAAUAAGAGAUUAAAGACUUUAGGAUGAAAGAAUUUCAUAGAAUAUUUAGAGAGUUUAAUUGCAAGGGCAAUGGAAGUCAAAGUUAUGAGAAAAAAUUCAAUACUUCUUUUGACACCAUGCUUUUGGCAUUGUUUGGAGAAAAGAGAUUCAGGAAAUUUUAAUAACUAGCUUUCCAAGAAAAAAUAUAGCGAUAAAAUUAUGCUGCUUCUUUAAAAUUGUGA
Stylonychia lemnae is the source of this 2343-nucleotide messenger RNA. Lineage: Eukaryota; Ciliophora; Spirotrichea; Sporadotrichida; Oxytrichidae. The record is from the annotation of a GenBank genome assembly.